GCAAGCAUGCAGCAGUUUGUCCUCAUUAAGGUACCACAAGCCAGAUGGAGCCCAGGGCAGCACCCUGGGGCCUAGAGAACGGGACUCAAGGCUCCAAUCAGCUGAGGCUUGAAUUGUAGCCCCGGGCAUCAUGAUGGCAUCUAACACCACAAGGGAGAAGAACUCAGGGCCCCUGCUCCAGGUUGGGCUUUGGUUCUCCCUCAUCCUGGCAGGCCUCAUCGUCGGCGCCAACCUGCUCCUGGCAGUGGGAAUUGCCCGAGACCGCCGCCUCCGAAGCCCUCCUGCUGGCUGCUUUUUCCUAAGCCUGCUCAUGGCCGGACUGCUCACAGGGCUGGCCCUACCCACACUGCCUGGGCUGUGGCAUCAGAGUAGGCACGGUUACUGGCCCUGCCUGCUCCUGCACCUCGCCCCCAACUUCUCCUUCCUCUCUCUGCUCGCCAACCUCCUUCUGGUGCACAGUGAACGCUACUUGGCCAUUCUGAGGCCCCUCCGCCCUCCCCGAGGAACCCGCUGGGCCCUACUGGCAGCAUGGACUGCCCCCUUGCUCUUUGCCAGCCUGCCUGCCUUAGGCUGGAAUCACUGGGCAUCUGAUGCCAACUGCACAUCCCGGGCCAUUUUCCCUGCCCCUUACCUCUACCUUGAAGUUUAUGGCCUUCUCUUGCCCUCUGUUGUGGCUGCUGCCCUCCUCUCUGCCCGGGUGCUGGUCACUGCCCGGCACCAGCUCCAGGACUGUCGCCUGGAGAGGGCAGUGUACCGGGAUGCCCCUUCAGCACUGGCACGGGCCCUGGCCUGGCGCCAAGCAAGGGCACAGGCAGGUGUCACAUUACUGUUUGGGCUAUGCUGGGGCCCAUAUAUCGUUGCACUCCUCCUCUCAGUGUUGGCAUUUGAGCAACGACCCCCUCUGGGACUUGGCAUUCUCCUGGCACUCAACUCUUUGGGCAGUACCAGUGCUGCUGUCGUACCUGUAGCCAUGGGGCUUGGGGACCGGAGAUACACAGCCCCUUGGAGGCAGGCUCUGCUGAGACUCUGGGGAGUACUCCAGAGAACAGCCACCCAUCGUAGAUCCCAGCCUGAACCUGGAGCCCCAUGCCAAGACCAAGGUGGCAGCACAUGCAGGGGAAAUGACUGAGGCAACUUCCAAGACCCAGCUGCAAGGCUCCCAAUGACACUUGUCUACUGCCCGCCUCCAAGGCGCCAUCUCCCCCGCUGACCCCUCUUUCCUUCUCCCUGGAAGCCUUCUGAGAAUUCGAGGUAUCACCCCUCCCACCUAUGGAGCUGCCUGGCCACCCAUCUUUCUGUCUGCUGGACUGUCCUGAAGAAUGUUCACCUGUCCAAGCUAAAGGCUCUCCUGCCUUCCCCAGUGCCUCAGGGCAAAGAACCUGGAGAAGCAGGCUAGUCUAUCCAUGGCAAUGAAUUUCCAAGCUGGGUGGGUCAGGAGAACUUCAGCAAGGACAGCAUUGGAAGUGACAACCCCUUAGAAAACGGUACAAUGCUGCUCAAAGUGGGUGAUCCCAGGGAAAGAGGGACCUGGGAAACAGCCUCCUCAACCUAGCGCUGGGAACCACCAGGUUAGGGCCUAUAUCCCACCCCCUCCCAUACCUCCCACUGCCCUUCUCCCUGCCCAACUUCCUAUAGACAAGGGCUCUGGGAAUCAUAUUUUAUUUACAUUUUUUAAAACCUCUGUAAUCAUAACCCCUUUCCCUUCACCCCCCACCCCACCCCCACAUCUCAAGGUCCUAGAGGGCCUUGCAGGGAGGGGGAGAGAAGGAAAGAGUUUCUAAAGAUCUGCUCCUCAUCUCCUACAACCCCCAAAUGAACCAGAGCCCCAAGGAACACCACAAGUGGAAGGUGAGAACUGCAGAACUGAACUUCCCUCUGGACGGUCAACACGAGGGAGAGGGGGGCAGUGUCUAUAUGGAGAAAGGUGGGAGAUGGCAGCAUCUAGGAGAUGAAGUCAGAAGGCAGCCUCCCUGGCAGCCCCUGGGUGGGGGGGAGCCAGCCCCCCUCCAUCUCCCCCUCUCCCUAUAAAAUGAGAGCCUAGAGCUAGGGACAG
Molecule: messenger RNA, 2053 nt
Organism: Phascolarctos cinereus (koala)
Lineage: Eukaryota; Metazoa; Chordata; Mammalia; Diprotodontia; Phascolarctidae
Gene: GPBAR1
Product: G protein-coupled bile acid receptor 1
Biological process (GO): G protein-coupled receptor signaling pathway
Cellular component (GO): plasma membrane
Molecular function (GO): G protein-coupled bile acid receptor activity
Source: RefSeq, a predicted model, not a curated record